AAACAUGUUUUAAAUGACCAUACCAAUGUUCAAAUAUCAAAAAAACUUAAAUAUCCCGAAGCUCUUCAGGAAUUAUACCGUCUUCAACCAGAAUUUAAUGGCAAAUUGGUUUAUUUUUUUUACAAGAAAACACAAUAUAUAGAAGGACUCUUGGUUUAUGAUAAAAAAGACAAAAUUUUUUACGUCUUUGAUAAGAAAACUAAUGAAAAAUUUAGUACAUUUGCUUCUUGGAUUAAGUUUCUCAAAAAUAAAAAAUUAUUUAGUGGUGAACGGUCGGCACUUACUACAAUAUUUUUUGAACCAAAUUCUUCUAGUUUUAAUUUAGCUUCAUUAUUGAGAACAAAGCAAAUUCCAUAUUGGAAAAAUUAUAAUUCAACAAGUAUUGCAGAAGUUACAUCAUUGAUAAAAACACUUAUGACUUCAAAUCAAAAGUUUUUCGGUAUAGGAAUAAGGGAAAUUAUUAAUGGAGUUGGUGUUACAUUUUUCGAAAAUGAACAAAAAUUAGAAAAGGAUCUAAUUAUUAAAUGGCAAAACGAUUUAAUUUCUUAUGAACUGUGUGUUUUAGGAAAAGGUGUUAAAGAAAUAAAUGGAAUAACAACAGGAAUUGCAAUUAAAAGAACUCUUUCAGAGAUAAAUGAAACAAUUCAUUAUGUAUCUACGGCGAAAAUUUGCAUUGGACAAAAAACUAAAGGUUUUGAACAAGUAAUUAAACUCCGGGGUAUUCAUCUGGUCAGAAAUCAAAAAAACUCUGACAAUACUCACGAACCCUUUGCAAUUUUAAAGAACCAUAACCAAUAUAAUCAAACUUAUAGAAGAAUAGACUGUUAUUUAUUAGUGACUAAAACAGAUAUAUGUGAAAAUUGUCAAAAAUUAAAGGAUACACUAAUAAAAAUCAAAAAUCGUAAUCAAAAAAAUGCUUUACCUGUUAAAGUUGUUCAUGCUUCUCAAGAAGUUUUAGCCAAAAAAAUUCAACUCCAAAGAAAGAAAAUUGCAAAUAAGAAUCAAAUUAUACAUACCUUGCGGGAUAAACUUCAACAAAAAAUAGAAGAUAAUGAAGAAAAGAUGUCAGAAGAAUUAAAUCAAGUUGCUCAAAAAAUAUCUAAUGAAGUUAUGGAAAAUAAAAUUGAUAUUUCUUCUUUUAAUCCGAUUUUUCAAGAAUUAAUUAGAAUUCAAAGCGAAAAAGUUAAUGGAGUAAGGUACCAUCCGAUGUUUAUGCGGUGGGCUAUUUCUAUAUAUAGCCGAGCAGGUCGUACAGCUUAUGAAGUAAUGAAAGGCAUCAUGCGGUUACCUUCAAUAUCUACAAUAAAAAACUACAUAAAUGAAAAUCAGCAACAUUCGGGAUGGCAAAACAAAACCGCUCACCUUAUUCUGGAAAAAAUGACUGUAGAAAAUAUUGGCAGUUAUGGUCGAAUUGGAUUUUUUUCUCAUGAUUCAUUUAAAAUACAAAAAGGUCUACUUUGGAGUCAGCGAGAUAAUUGCUAUAUUGGAUAUUUAGAUUUUGAAGAUGAAAAAGAAGAAUUGCAAUUAUUUAUAAUGCAAUGUGAAAAGGAAUUACAAGCAGAUGAUAGCAGUAAUUCAUCUGUUUUAGAAGGCUAUGAUCGAAAUUUAGCAACCCAGGUGCAUCAAGUCGUUUGGCACUCAGCUACUUGUAACUUUGCAUACCCUAUAGCAUAUUAUGGAAUUAACACUCUUACUGCUCAUGAAAUUAAUAAAAUGCUUUUUCAACUUGCGGCUAACCUUGAAUGUAUUGGUAUCCAUACUUGUGGAUCUAUUUGUGAUGGUGCUGGAGAAAAUAGAAAUCAUAUCAAAAGUUUUGACUGGUGGGCUUCUUCUUGGUCAUUAGGAGAUAUUGUUGAAGUCAAUAUUGGCAAGAACAAUUAUGAGCAAGCAAAAAUUAUAACAACAAAUAUUAAUCGUAGCAAAUUUACAUUUGUAAUUAGAGAUAAGCAAAAAACCAGCAAAAUAAACUGGAUUUCGCCACAGUGUCAGUUUGAUCUGCUCUUAUCUAUUCAAGGUUUUCUGGGAAUGGUAAAAGAAAUUUUUACCUUGUAUCCGAAUUCAACUGUUAAACCACGUAGAAUAUCACAAGAUAUGUUAGAAGGGCUAUUUGGUACAAUUCGACAGCUUGGAGGCGAUUCUUCUACACAAACAUUAAAAGGAUAUGGGCAUGCAUUAAAUAAAUUUCAGGUUACUGCAAAGAUGACUUCCGAAAUCAAAAGCUUUAAUUAUGGAGAAUCAAGUCAUAAUGGAAUGGAAUUUGAUCAUCUUACUCGUUAG
Molecule: messenger RNA, 2277 nt
Organism: Rhizophagus irregularis DAOM 181602=DAOM 197198
Lineage: Eukaryota; Fungi; Glomeromycota; Glomeromycetes; Glomerales; Glomeraceae
Source: RefSeq, a predicted model, not a curated record